AUGAAAUCAGUUGGGGAACAGCAACAAAAGCAGGUUGCUGAGAUCAAGAAGAUUGAUGGCUUGGAAGGACAUGAAGAGGUGUGCUUUAUCAACAACAAUGGAACUUGGUAUAGGAAAGAGCCCAACUUUCAAUACCAAAACAACUACCAGCAAAAGCCCCUCUACAACAACCAACAAGGUGGUUAUCAAAGCAACCAGCCUACUCAAGCUAGAGGAAGCUCUUCUCAAGCUCAAGUUCCAAGUUCAACCACGGAAUCUAUGUUCAAACAAAUCCUAGAAGCUCAAGGGAAAUUUGCUAAGGACAUUGGAGAUGAGUUCAAGGCUGUUCAUGCCAAGAUUGAUGGAACUUAUUCUGACCUCAACAACAAGUACAUGCAACUUGCCUCUCACGUCAAAGCUUUAGAGAGCCAGGUUGCUUCUUUGCCUUCAUCCUCCAAGCAGCCUAUGGGAACUCUACCAGGGAAAGCAGAGGCAAACCCAAGAGAACAUUGCAAUGUUCUCCUCUCUAGUGACACUUCUCAGGUCGCCAACUACAAGAGAGAGGUAGAUGAGAUUGAAAGAUUGGUGUUUGGAACUGAAAUUGAACAGGUUGAGCAUGUGGUUGUUGCAACAGCUGAGUCCAAGAUUGUGCAAGAAGCUGACAGGAUAGUUGCAGCAAAGGUUGAGCAGAGCAGAGAGCACAAGGCUGAGAAACCAGUUGAGAGAAGAUCUGAUCAGAGGCUGAAUGUGGUGAAGCAGGAAGACACUGAGGUUGAGCUAUCCCCCUAUGACAAGCUCCCUUUUCCAGAGAGAUUCCUCACCAAAGCUCAAAAGAAGGUGGUCUCCAAAUUCAGAAAAGACUUGAGUGAUAUUGGAGUAAGGCUUCCAGAGAUUCACAACAUGCAAGCUGCUCAUGUCCAGAUGAUGCUCAUCAAAGACAUUCUAGACCACCAAGCUGAAGUAGCAGAGCUCCUGGACAUCUCUACACUCAAGCUUGAUCCACCAAUCCCACCCAAGUCCCUCCCUAAACUAGGACACCAAGGGAUGUUCACUUUGCCUUGUUCCCUUGGAAAGCUUAACUUUGAUGAUGCUCUAGUGGAUUCUGGUGCAAGUGUGAAUGUGAUCUCACUUGAGGUGAUGAAGAGUCUAGGGAUUGAGCACAUGCUACAAGACACAUCUAAGCUCCAAUUUGGGGAUUCCUCUUCUACAACCCCAAUUGGUAUCAUCAAGGAUUUCCCUUUGAGCUUGGAGCAUGCACCAUCCCUAUAG
Raphanus sativus (radish) is the source of this 1248-nucleotide messenger RNA. RefSeq lists its product as uncharacterized. Bases 1 to 1248 code for a protein of 415 amino acids. The transcript has a single exon. Gene Ontology annotation, molecular function: aspartic-type endopeptidase activity. Gene Ontology annotation, biological process: proteolysis. The record is from RefSeq and is a predicted model, not a curated record. Lineage: Eukaryota; Viridiplantae; Streptophyta; Magnoliopsida; Brassicales; Brassicaceae.